Molecule: messenger RNA, 1410 nt
Organism: Microdochium trichocladiopsis
Lineage: Eukaryota; Fungi; Ascomycota; Sordariomycetes; Xylariales; Microdochiaceae
Exons: 4
Coding region: 1-1107 (368 amino acids)
Source: RefSeq, a predicted model, not a curated record
AUGGGGGGACUCUUUGUGCCCGACACCUACGUCCAUGUGGCCCCCUCGGACAUAGAAAUGAACGUGGCCUCCAUGAUAUGGGGUGUCUCGAUCGGCUUCGCUGUCUUCACGUUUUCCAAGGGAGUUCGACAGACGUGGGGUAUCUGGAAGCGGACAAGGACCGUGACCGCCUACGUGGCGCUUAUCUGGAUUGAAUGGCUGGUCUGUUUCCUGCUCAGCCCGAUCCUCUGGUUCUAUAUAUGGGGAUCGAUUGAGCCUUCAUUCGCCCUGUUUGUCAUCAUCCUCAUUCUUUGGACACUUCAGAUACAAUGCAUCAUUCAGAUCAUCAUCAACCGAAUCGCACUUCUGAAAAGAGACCGGACGCGGAUCCGGCAAUUGCAAUGGUCCUCGGUUCUCAUUAUCGGUCUGAUCAACAUCAGCGUCUUCUGCAUAUGGAUCCCUGCCCAGCUCCAGAUUUCCGGGACGUACAUCACCAUCAACUACUACUGGGACCGCAUUGAAAAGGCCAUAUUCGCAAUCGUCGAUGUCUCACUCAACGUCUACUUUGUCCGACUCAUUCGGUCCAAGCUCAUCAGCAAUGGCCUUACCAAGUACUAUCCCCUGUUUUACUUCAACUGUGCCAUGAUCUCCGUGUCGAUUACUCUUGAUGUCAUCCUCAUAGCGUCCAUGAGUAUCGGGACAGGGUUCGUGUACAGCCUCUUCCACCCAGCAGUGUAUGGGAUCAAGCUCUACAUCGAGCUGAACAUGGCCGAUCUCAUCACAAAGUCCGUGCAGGGCGAUAAUGGGAGCGGCGCCGCAAGUGGCAGCGGAGGCAACGUGUAUCACAACUCGAGCGGCGCCAAGCAGGACAAGAGUGGAAAGGGGCGCGGUGCCCGAUCGUACUGGGGCGGGCCCGGUGCAAGCGGCGGCGACGACAAGAUCACGGCGGUGCGGAUGAAGACUUUGGUCACGGCCAACGGUGCCGGCACCACCAACUCGCAAGAUCAAGAGCAGGGAGGCAUCCGCCGCAAGGUCGAGACAGAGGUCGUCCACGAGCCCAAGGAUGAGGACGCGCAGAGCCGGACAAGCUCCACUGAGCAACUGCAGAAGAAGUUCGGUAUCGUGUGAGGCAAACAGCAUGCUCGGCCCAUGCCGGCGACAGAUUUGCCCAUCACGCUAUCAGUCCAGAGGCCAGGGCUUUAUCGAGAUGUGUGACGGCGAAGAGGUGCCGCGUGGACGAGGCGCCUGGGUUCAGAAUGCGAGGGCAGGCAGUGGAGGUUGACAUAUAUUAAUUCAAAGUUUGGCGGAGCCAGUGGGCAUGUCGAAGCACUUGCAGGGCCGAAUGGUGUGGAUAGUUAUGGCCUGAAUAAUCCCUGGUUGCCUAAUAGCUAGUUCGCGAACUCAUAGAAUAACCUGUUAAUAAUUAUGGAU